AUGGAUACUUUAAACGAAUCUACAGAAUAAACUAUUGACUUCAGACCAUCGAAAUACAUCAACGAAAGAAAAGGAAGUUAUAUCUAUGGCACUAAAAUCACUCUACCUGAAAGCCAUAAACUAGAGUUUAAAGAUUACGGUUUGCCAUUCACCCCAAAUUUGAAUUUCACUCUUCUGAAAACUAUGUGCGGCUUCUUAAAUAGGAGUGGAGGGACAAUCUUAAUUGGUGUAAAUGACGAUAAAAUCAUCAAAGGUAUUAAAAUAAAUAAUAUGGAUCAAUUAAAGUUGCAUUUUGAUGAAUUGAAGAAAAGAUUCUUCCCAGAGCCCUUAGGUUUCAUAAAGACUGUAGAAAUUCCUGUUAAAAAAUAUAUUGGAGAAGAUCAAGAAAAGUAUACUUGGUUACCAAACACUUAUGUAGUCCGAAUCGAAGUUAGUCAGGGUUAUCUUGAUAAAUUAUAUACAUUCAAAUUUCCAAAUAAUGAAAAAUAAGAGACUGUUUAUUCUGCGUUUAGAGAAGAUGCGAGUUUAAGAACUCUUGAUACAUUUGAGAAGAUAUACGAGAAAAUAUACUAAAAAGCUCUUUGUCCUGAAAGUAAAUCAAAAGCUAUUAUUUAUGAAGAGCCUGAUUAACAAGGACUCGAAGAAUGUCAGAAUUUUUAGAAGCCAGAAGAGCAUAAAAUAAAGCAUAACUCCUUAGCCUUUACUAAUAUAUUGAGAGAUAGAAUAAAAGAUUUUAAAAAAUAUCUAGAAGAUUAUUUAAAGUCUCUAGGAUUUAAUCAGCUAAAUAAAAGAUGCAAUAAAUAAGAUAAACAAAUCUUGUGA
Tetrahymena thermophila SB210 is the source of this 822-nucleotide messenger RNA. Its product is annotated as divergent AAA domain protein. The transcript has 2 exons. The record is from RefSeq and is a predicted model, not a curated record. Lineage: Eukaryota; Ciliophora; Oligohymenophorea; Hymenostomatida; Tetrahymenidae.